Messenger RNA from Perca flavescens (yellow perch), 2156 nucleotides. RefSeq names its product serpin peptidase inhibitor, clade H (heat shock protein 47), member 1a (gene serpinh1a). Gene Ontology annotation, biological process: negative regulation of endopeptidase activity; collagen fibril organization. Gene Ontology annotation, cellular component: endoplasmic reticulum. The record is from RefSeq and is a predicted model, not a curated record. The transcript is spliced from 5 exons. Lineage: Eukaryota; Metazoa; Chordata; Actinopteri; Perciformes; Percidae. The coding region runs from base 207 to 1439 and encodes 410 amino acids. Gene Ontology annotation, molecular function: serine-type endopeptidase inhibitor activity.
GCCUGGAUAGAAGAUUCCAGUGCAGAGAUUUUACUGCUUUGAGAACCGGGCAUGACGAUUCCUGCAGCUGUCUCACACAACUCUGUUUCUGACCAUUACAUACGGUAACUUUACAUAGAGGAGGUCAGCGCUGGGGGAUCUAUUUGCGAGCAGCUUGAGGGUAACCUGCUGAAUUAUUGAAAGAGGCUAAUAAGCAUUACACAGAGAUGUGGGUGACAAACCUGGUAGCCCUGGUCCUCGUGGCCACUUCAGCUUCAGCUGCCACGUCGGCUUCACCAGACAAAGUGCUGAGUAACCACGCCACCAUCCUGGCUGACAACAGUGCCGAGUUGGCUUUCGGUCUCUACCAGAACAUUGCUAAGGAAAAAGAUGUAGAGAACAUCCUCUUUUCCCCUGUAGUAGUGGCUUCCUCUCUGGGUCUGGUGGCUCUUGGGGGCAAAGCCUCUACCACCUCUCAGGUAAAAAGCAUUCUGAAUGCAGCUAAGGUUAAAGAUGAGCAGCUGCACACUGGUCUGGCCGAGCUCCUGACUGAGGUGAGCGACCCAAAGACCCGCAACGUCACCUGGAAGAUUAGCAACCGCCUGUAUGGACCCAGCUCGGUCACCUUUGUGGAAGAUUUUGUCAAGAGCAGCAAGAAGCACUAUAAUUGUGACCACUCCAAGAUCAACUUCAGCGAUAAGAAGAGCGCGGUGAGCUCCAUCAACGAGUGGGCGGCCAAUUCCACUGAUGGCAAACUGCCCGAGGUCACCAAGGAUGUAGAAAAGACCGACGGGGCCAUGAUCAUCAAUGCUAUGUUUUUCAAACCUCACUGGGAUGAGCAGUUCCAUCAUAAGAUGGUGGACAACCGUGGAUUCAUGGUGUCCCGUAGCUACACUGUUUCAGUACAGAUGAUGCACCGCACCGGUCUCUAUGGCUUCUAUGAUGACACGACCAAUAAGUUAAAUAUCCUGAGCAUGCCUCUGGCUCAUAAGAAGUCCACUGUGGUGUUCAUCAUGCCUUACCAUACGGAACCUCUGGACAGAGUGGAGAAGAUGCUGACCAAGAAGCAGCUGGAUACGUGGAUGGGCAAGCUGCAACAGACAGCAAUAGCCGUGUCUCUGCCCAAAGUCAGCAUGGAAGUCAGUCACAACCUGCAGAAAAGCUUUGGGAAGUUGGGCCUGACAGAGGCUGUGGACAAAUCCAAAGCUGACUUGUCCAAGAUCUCCGGGAAGAAGGGUCUCUACCUGGCCAGUGUGUUCCACGCCUCUGCCUUGGAAUGGGGAACUGAUGGAAACGAAAUGGACAUGAGCGUCUUCAGCACAGACAAGCUGAAAAACCCUAAACUGUUCUACGCCGACCACCCUUUCAUCUUCCUAGUGAAGGACCAGAAAACAAACUCCAUCCUGUUCAUUGGCAGGAUGGUUAGGCCAAAGGGCGAUAAGAUGAGAGAUGAAUUGUAACCACAUUAAGUUAACAGGCUGAAUGCGUGUGUGAGUGUAAAUUUUCUACUGCAAUAUGCUGAGAGAAGUGCAAAUGCAGGUUUCAUAUCACACGAGUGCAUUCCUUUACCUCACAUGCCAACAGCAUUCCACAAUACACGGCUGAAGAGAUGUGUUUAAACAUUUUAUCCUGUGUUUUAGUGAGCAACGCAUUGUGCACACCCUUCCUUUUUAACUUGAAGAUUAUUUGAUAUCACUAUGUGGCUUCUUUUUGCAUUGGCAGAUCACAUUAAGGACUUACAUUAAGUAUAAUUUCCCUGAUUAAUGCCUAAAAUGUAAAUGCAGUAGGACAAUACCUGUCCAAGUCUUGGUCUUUGUAAAAGGUGUACAACAACCUUACUUUUGUAGAGAUUUUAUGGUGCCUGUUGUUUAAUUUAACAAUAUGUUUUAGUUUGUCAAGCACGGCUGGUUUCAAUUUGUUAACUCAAAGGAUCUUCACAAUUGUUUGCCCAUCAUUUGCACUGCUUUCCACCACAAGCAUAUAUUUUUAACCAAAAGGCUACAUUGCUGUUUUUCUUAUUGACCCUCCCCGAAUGCACUGAUCUGCACUGGCAAACAAACCAAAUUAUGGCUGAUUUAAUAAGAACUAUCUAUGAUACAAUGUGUAAACAAUGUUCAAAAUAUGGUUUUAGACUGUAGUGAAUUUUGUUUUGCAAUAAAAGUGUGAGAAAAACCAAA